Adineta ricciae is the source of this 780-nucleotide messenger RNA. Lineage: Eukaryota; Metazoa; Rotifera; Eurotatoria; Adinetida; Adinetidae. The record is from the annotation of a GenBank genome assembly.
AUGAUGAUGAAUAGUCCAUUGUCUGUUCAAAACGAACGCGUACAACGUCGCCACUUUCUUAUUCUUGGUUUCAUAUUUUUUGUAUCCAUAGCAAGUUUGUUUGUGAUAUACAUCCUAUUUCCUGAAAUUGAUCCAUCAGAAAAAGAUGCAUUUAAACUACCGAAAACAAUGGAUGACGCAAAGUAUCUUGGCAAUGUUCUUUACAAAUACAGCAAACACCAUCGAUAUAUAAUCAUGAUCGCUUUCUUUCUCACGUAUAUUUUUCUACAAACAUUCGCUAUACCCGGUUCGAUAUUUCUCAGUAUUCUCGCCGGAUUUCUUUACCCGUUUCCACUGGCCUUAUUUCUUGUUUGUCUGUGUUCGUCGCUGGGUGCUAGUUUCUGUUAUUUAUUGUCUAAACUCUUCGGUCGACAUCUUCUUCUGAAAUAUUUUCGAACAAGAAUCAUCGAAUGGCAACGAAAGGUUCAAGCACGUUCAGAUAGUUUACUAUGGUUUAUAAUUUUCCUCCGUAUUACGCCGAUAUUGCCAAAUUGGUUCAUUAACUUAUGUUCGCCAAUUCUCGACGUCCCAUUGAAACCUUUUUUUCUCGGAACAUUCGCGGGUGUUGCACUGCCAUCGGUCCUAUUUAUUCAAGCAGGAAAAACUUUACACCAGCUCUCGUCGGCAUCGGAUGUGUUUUCGUGGCGUUCAAUAAUUAUUCUUGGCUUUUGUGCAAUUCUCUCGCUUCUUCCGAUCUAUUUCAAAGAUAGAAUUCAAAAUUUUUUUAAAAAACAAAGUUAA